Melopsittacus undulatus (budgerigar) is the source of this 5833-nucleotide messenger RNA. It is a transcript of the gene STARD13, whose product is annotated as StAR related lipid transfer domain containing 13. Gene Ontology annotation, biological process: signal transduction; regulation of Rho protein signal transduction; actin cytoskeleton organization. NCBI's taxonomy places the organism in Eukaryota, Metazoa, Chordata, Aves, Psittaciformes, Psittaculidae. The transcript has 21 exons. The record is from RefSeq and is a predicted model, not a curated record. The coding region runs from base 1 to 4320 and encodes 1439 amino acids. Gene Ontology annotation, molecular function: lipid binding; GTPase activator activity; protein binding.
AUGAAACUCAUUGGAAUGGAAACUAAUAUCUAUGAGGAAGAACAGGGCUCACCUUAUCUUACAUCUGCCAAAUGCCUGGGGACUCCAAAGGAAGCAAAGUAUGAAGAAUACAAAAGAAAGGUUGAAAAACAGUCAAGUCCAUCUGAAUUUCAGAAUGUUUUACUGGAACCUGAGUUGAGUUUGCUGUCUGCGUCAUCCUUGUUGGAUCUCAGGGAGACAUCCUUGCAAUCUGGCACGGUUGCAGCGUGUGUCUGUGCCACGGAUCAGUCUGAGACAAAGCACCUUUGUGAAGAAUUACUCUGCUCUUCAGAGCACAAGCCAAGGGAAGAUCCUUUACACCUUCCCUUGCAUACAGAAUGGCCAGUCCUCACAGAAAAAAAAUCAGACAAGAAACCAGAAAGGAGUCAUGAGAUCAGAGUCAUAAAACACAAACCAAGUGCUAUCGCAUUUUCUGAUUUUGAAUUUUUAUCACAUGAAGGUAACACUAAACUCCAUAUUUGUGAGGCAGGAGAAGCAGGUGAUUUUUCAUCUGAUGAGGAGGAAGUAGAUGGUAGACAUGAUGAUGCGUUUACGGAACUGCCACUAUAUGAGGCAUUUUUCAAUUGUCUUCAUGGAGGGAAUGUUUCUCAAAGAAAGCAAGCUAAACAUGAACUUACCAAGGUUCCACACAUCUGUCAUUUAGAAAACUGUGAUGAUCAUUCUGAAAAGGAAUUGAAGGACCAUGACAAGGAAGAAAAACACAUGGAGCUGGAGACCCAACCAGAAAAAGGAUCUGAAUGGCCAGACUCUAUGUCAUGUCUUAUGAAGAAACUGGAACAGUUAAACUUAGAUAUUGAAGAAGCAUUGAGUGCUAGCUCUUCUCCCUCCAGUACUCCUUCUACCAGAAGGCACAAGCAACUGUGCCCUGUUCAAGUGGAGGCAGGCUUUUAUGCAGAUCAUCAAGGAAAGGGAUCUUGGAAAAAUAGAAGAGCAGACUACCAGGAACUAGACUGUUUGCCUUACCCAGUGUCAACUGGAGCACGACCUAAAACAGAUGUGCUGUUUCAGAAGCUGUGUAAGGAGAAAGCAGGUUGUUCUAUGAAUGUGUGCAAAAAAUGGCUGCCAGGAGACUUCGGGAAACACAGAAACAGAGAAAUCGAAGCAAAGGAAGCGUGUGACUGGCUACGUGCAGCUGGAUUUCCCCAAUAUGCUCAGUUCUAUGAGGACUCCCAGUUUCCCAUUGACAUUUCUGCAGUAAAGAAAGAUCAUGAUUUUCUUGACAAGGACCUUGUAGAACCUCUUUGCAGACGACUGAACACACUGAACAAGUGCGCCUCAAUGAAACUCGAUGUGAACUUCCAAAGAAAAAAGAGUGAAGAUUCAGAUGAAGAAGACCUCUGUGCUAUCAGUAAUAAAUGGACUUUCCAACGAACUAGCAGACGAUGGUCUCGGGUGGAUGAUAUUGAUGCUUUGCUUCACCGAUCAGACAGACAUGGAUCUUCUGGUGACAUUAAAAUGAAAAAUACAACAAGCAGCGAGAGCGUCCUCACAGAUCUGAGUGAACCUGAGGUAUCUUCCAUUCACAGCGAGAGCAGUGGGGGAAGUGACAACAGGAGUCAAUCCGGCAUCAGCAGUGCUGCCAGGGAGACCUGUGACUGCUCUGGCCAGCAUGAUGUAGAAGGCACACUGUUGCAAGACUCCACUGUGAUAAACACCACUCUGUCCCCCAAGGACAACCUGAAGAAUGACAAACCAACACGAACCAAAGCAAAAACCUUUCUAAAACGUAUGGAGACACUAAAAGCAAAAGGUGUGCAUGGAAAACUAAAAGGCUUGGGAAGAACGGGUCCUCUAGAGAUAAGUGGACCUGUUCUCCAAUAUGAGCCAAAAACCUUGAAAGACAUGCACUGUGUACAGAUAGUCAAUGGUGAUCUCAAAAACUUAGGACAAGAUUCAAUCAAAAGAGGACUUUCCUUUUCUGCCAAAUCCAGCAGUGACAGCAGUCAGUCUGAAAACAGCAGCAGUGGGGUGAGCACACCGUGCUUCAAGGAACACAAAUGCCAUGAAGCAAACAAGAGAGGUGGAAUGUACCUGGAGGACCUGGAUGUUCUGUCAGGAACAGCCUUACGGCAAGUGGUGGACCAAAACCGCAAAAAUGAAUUUCAUUCCCAGGAGAACUUGGUUGUGCAUAUUCCCAAGGAUCACAAACCAGGGACCUUUCCAAAGGCACUUUCUAUUGAAAGCCUCUCACCUACAGACAACAGUAACAGUGUAAACUGGAGGACAGGCAGCAUCUCUUUGGGAAAGCAGAACUGCUCUACUCCAAAAGAGUCUGGAUUGAUGGCUUGCUGUCCUAAAGAGAGCAGAAUUAGUAUUUAUGAUAAUGUGCCAGGUUCCCACUUGUAUGCUAGUACUGGUGACCUCCUGGACUUAGAGAAAGAUGUACUUUUUCCUCAUUUAGAUGACAUUUUGCAGCAUGUCAAUGGACUCCAGGAGGUGGUAGAUGGCUGGUCAAAGAAUGUGUUACCAGGUCUGCCAGUCAAUGAUGUGUCAGUCAGGGAAUCUCCAUCAUUGCCUUUCCAGUCGCCCACACAGAUCACACUUGAUUUUGAAGGAAACUCUGUUUCUGAUGGCCGGACCACACCGAGUGACAUGGACAGAGAUGGAACAUCCCUGAAUGAAUCUGAAGCCACUGUUGUUAGGGACAGGAGAGACUCUGGGGUGGGAGCAUCGCUCACAAGGCCAAGCAGACGAUUACGAUGGCAUAGUUUCCAAAUCUCUCAUCGCCAAAGCCAUUCCAUCGCAUCACUUCACAUCAGCAAUCAGUCAGCAGCCCAACUUAAUCUGCUACAGAAAUUCUCUCUGCUUCGCCUUACUGCCAUCAUGGAAAAGUACUCCAUGUCAAACAAACAUGGCUGGACCUGGUCUGUGCCAAAGUUCAUGAAAAGGAUGAAAGUCCCUGACUACAAGGACAAGAAUGUCUUUGGUGUGCCUCUGAUAGUUCACGUCCAGAGAACAGGACAGCCUCUUCCCCAGAGCAUACAACAAGCUCUACGCUACUUACGGAGCAACUGUCUGGAUCAGGUGGGUCUGUUUCGAAAAUCCGGAGUGAAAUCCCGAAUCCAGGCACUACGCCAGAUGAAUGAGAACUCACCAGAAAAUGUCAGCUAUGAAGACCAGUCAGCAUAUGAUGUGGCAGACAUGGUAAAGCAGUUUUUCAGAGACUUGCCAGAACCUCUCCUCACAAGUAAGCUAGGAGAGACUUUUCUACACAUCUACCAAUACGUCCCCAAGGAGCAGCGGCUGCAGGCAGUGCAGGCAGCCAUCAUGCUGAUGUCUGAUGAGAACCGGGAGGUUCUGCAGACUCUGCUGUGCUUCCUGAGCGAUGUCACCUCUGUGGAGGAGAACCAGAUGACUCCUAUGAACAUAGCUGUUUGUCUGGCCCCUUCCCUCUUCCAUCUCAAUAUAGUGAAGAAAGAAAGCUCACCAAGAGUCAUACAGAAAAAAUAUGCAACAGGGAAGCCAGAUCAGAAGGACCUCAGUGAAAACCUGGCAGCUACUCAGGGACUUGCUCACAUGAUAAUGGAAUGCAACAAACUUUUUGAGGUCCCACAUGAGAUGGUCACCCAGUCCCGAAACUCCUAUGUAGAUGCAGAAGUACAUUCUCCUACCCUGGACGAGCUUGGGAAACAAGUGGAUGAGGAAGGAGGGAACUAUCAGACGUACCUGGAAAGUCUCAUGCAGAAUCUCCAGAAAGAAGCAAAAGAGAAAUUCAAAGGAUGGGUCACAUGUUCCAGUAUAGAGAACACAGAACUUGCCUACAAAAAGGUUGGAGAUGGGAACCCACUAAGGCUUUGGAAAGCCUCAGUGGAAGUUGAAGCCCCCCCAUCAGUUGUUCUGAACAGAGUGCUGAGAGAACGUCACCUCUGGGAUGAGGACUUCCUGCAGUGGAAGGUGGUUGAGAGCCUGGACAAGCAGACAGAAGUUUACCAGUACGUUUUGAAUAGCAUGGCUCCUCAUCCUGUCCGAGACUUUGUUGUUCUAAGGACAUGGAGGACAGAUUUGCCAAAGGGGAUGUGCAUGCUGGUUGCCGUCUCUGUGGAGCAUGAAGAGGCUCCUCUUAUGGGAGCUGUGCGAGCCAUCGUGAUGGACUCUCAGUAUUUGAUAGAGCCAUGUGGUUCAGGAAAAGCUAGGCUAACACACAUCUGCAGAAUUGACCUAAAAGGGCAUUCCCCAGAGUGGUACAACAAAGGCUUUGGACAUCUGUGCGCAGCAGAAGUUGCCAGGAUCAGAAACUCAUUUCAGCCUCUGAUUGCCGAGGGACCAGAAACAAAAAUCUGAGGGAUUGUUCUUGGGAGCAUGUGAGCGUAAAUCGGGGUCUGGCAGGAACAGGAGUACUGAAAGCAAAGGUCUUAUUUAAGCUGCAGAAAUCUGACCAGACCUGGAUCUGUACAAAGCCAAAAGAGAAAUUUUAUAGGAAAGUUCUUUUAUUCUGGAGACUUCAUCUCCCCCUGCCACAUCCCUUCUAUAUUAAUUUCUAUUAUUGAAGUAAACAUUUCUUCAGAGAGCUUUUAUCAUUAGUACUUUAAAAUCAGACUAUUGCCAUUACUUGUGUGUCACAUAACUCUGGUAUUUAAAGGCUUCCAAGAAGCAUAUUUUAAUUGUAAAUAAGAUAUGUACAGUGUGUAUAUAUUUAUCUAUAUUAUAUCUAUAUAUAUGUAUAUGUAUAAAUUAAUUAUUUUGUAUAUAACUCAGUGCAAAUCACUUGCAUCAGCUGGACCUUAAGUGAAUCUGUCACUUGUUUCUUAGUGUGUCACUGCUACAUAAGCUGUGUUUGCUAUUAUCACAGGACUACCAGGCAUAAUCCGUGUGAUAACAGAAAUGCCUGUUCUCAAAUACGUUCCGUGUUUGCGUAUGCUGUGAGAAGGUACCUAGAAAUAGAUGUAGGAAGAAUUAAAAGAACUAAGGAAGUAGGAGGUUACUGUACGUUAAAAAAUAAUGAGGAGUGGAUCAGUUUCACCAAAUAAAUUAUGUGGAAAUGUAACUGAGAUAGUAGACAUUUUGAAGACUGUUUAUAUUCAGCUGCAGAAUUGUGACUGUUAGUACAAGUUGUUGUAAACUUACCUGUUGCCUUAAUUAUAAUAAUGGUAUAUCUGCCGCUUGAGAACCUCACUAUGUGCAGCAUUCAAAGUAACUGCUGAUUCUUUGUACAAGAUAAUGCUGUGUGUACUGAGGUGUCUGGAAUCAGACUGGUAAGUUAUUAAGCUAUAAAUCUUUUUCUUUCUCUUUAGCCUUUUGUCUAAGUUCUGAGUGUUUCUGUGUUGUCCUUUCCUUCUCCCAUAGAGAGGCUAAUUGUAAGGAGCUCCAAAGCAGAUUUUCUGUAUCCAGUGGACACAAAGACAGGCAGAUGAACACCAUUCCUUUUAAUAUUCUUCGUAUACAAAUAGCUAAACUUUUUUUUAAGCUUUUAAACACAUCUUGGAGAUUUAAAAGACUAAAUGCAGACUAUAUUUGGAAAGAUUGCUUUUAUAGUAACAGCAAGCAUUUUCGUAUUAUAAUGCACUGAUCUGCAUGAUCCUGCUUCUGUAGGCAUUGGUGGGAGCAGGAUUAGCCCCUGACAAUGGAGCCAUUUUAGCCUAUUUGUAAUUUCAUUUUCAGGGACCUGUUAUUUUGCUAAUGGAACAAUGCUUUAAAAGUAAUAAUAAUAAUUUGCUGAUGUUAUCUUUGGAGCAGGGUUUCAUUUCAUUUUUAACUAACCUAUGACCAAAAACUAUAUUACAUCUAUGAGUCAAUAAGAAUGUAUAAGCCUGUUAAUACUGUUGUUCAUUAAUCACAGUUGUUCACUUUUACUUUA